AUGUCUUCUUCAUACAGGCCCCUGUGUCUACUCGACACGACGGACAAGUCGUUCGAGAAAAUUAUAGUGCGUAGGCUUAACGAGCAUUUGGGUGACAAACUGGAUGACGCACAGUAUGGCUUUAGGAAAAAAAGAUCAACUACAAACGCAAUCAGGAGGUUGCAGGCUAAGGUAAGGGACCUCAACGCUAGGGGUCACUUGGUAGGCAUGCUGGCGCUAUAUGAGCAGAACGCCUUCAACUCGGUACCAUGUGGGUGCAUACUAGAUGCACUGGUGGACUUUAACAUGCCGCAGUACCUAGUGGAUAUAGUAGCUAGCUAUCUAUCCUGCAGGCGUGUAAAGUUUGAUAUAAGGGGAAGCGAAGAGGACUUUACAGUAGAACGUAGUGUUCCGCAGGGGUCGGUGCUUGGCCCGUGUUUGUGGAACGUGCUAUAUGACGGAUUGCUAAGACAGAGGCUCCCGGAGAACGUCGAGAUACUGGCCUUUGCCAAUGACGUAGCGGUCAUCGCGACGGCGGAGCAUAACAGUUCGCUACCUAGUCUAUUGGAGAGCGCUUACAUGGUAGUGGGAAAAUGGAUGAGCGAGAACGGGCUGACGCUGACAAAGUAA
Messenger RNA from Cinara cedri, 609 nucleotides. The record is from the annotation of a GenBank genome assembly. NCBI's taxonomy places the organism in Eukaryota, Metazoa, Arthropoda, Insecta, Hemiptera, Aphididae.